AUGCGAUCCUAUCACUAUGAGGCAAUCCUCCGACACCUCCACCUCUCCGACAUCCAGCUGUCAGCCAUGUCGACGAGCUCCAGCGCGACGGGCGUCGACACAGGCGCCGAAAACACGCCGCCCCAACUCUCCGCCCUCUUCCUAAUCCGCUUCGACAAAAAAGUUGGGUACACAAUCGCCUGGAAACGGUCCUCGGUCCAUGUCCCCCUCGACGGCGCUGUCGAGUUUAAAUCGCUACCGUCGGGGCUUCAUACGGUCAAGAACGAUCUCGUGUAUUUUGUGCAUCAGGGGUACGCGGGACUGAGUGCGUAUGCAAAGGGCGCUGCCAGCGCCGAGGAGCGCAAUGCUGAGUUUGUGAGCGUCGGGAUACUGGUCAGCCGCGCAUAUGGAAGGUUAGGUAGGAGUUGGCUGCUGGCAGCACGGUUGCGCAGUAUCGCGGCGACGCUGGCUGGUGAUCCUAGUGCUACGGCGCCGCUGGAGGAGUUUUGGGAAGAGCAGUCGGCGCAUCAGGCCAGCGGCAGUGCACAGGGGAAGACGGACAAAGCGCAGCAGCAGCAACAACAACAACAACAACAUAAGACGCACAGUAGAGCGCGGGCGCUCAGCACAAUCACAGAUGUCACGCCGAGUGACACGUCGCUGCCUCCGUUCCACCCCGCGCUGUCUAUGCUCCAGUACGUCGAGAUGUUUGGUCCGCUUGUGUUCCGGCUGCAGCAGGCUGCGCUGUUGAGGAAGAGGAUUUUGUUUGUGGGCAGCCCGCCGGUCCGGAACAGCUGCGAAUUCGUAUACGACCUUUCCGUUUUGUCCAGCAUCCCGCCGCACGCAACCGAAUUCCUCUCGCCAGGCACCGAUAGCCUGCUUCGUCUACCUGCCCUCUUCUCCAUUGGUGUCAACGACAUAACCGAGCUAGAACAGAUGAACUCAGCCAAAGCCGGUGACAUAUCAUCGGAAGCGAGCGAUGUGCCGGUACAGGGGUGGGUAGCGAACACAACGGACGAGAUCAUCACCAUGAAGAAGCAGCUGUACGACAUUGUGGUGGAGAUGCCACCUACUUACGAUGCGCCGCCUGAACAGCGACAGUGGCCGACGAUGAAGACAUCGGACGGAGCGCCCAUCAAGGCGAGCCAGAGAGACAUGGCGCGAUUCAAGAUGCUCUGGCGCGAGCUGCGGAGACACGAGCAGGAAGUGGCGAGUGCGAGGGGAGAAGGCGAAGACUACGAAAAUGACGACGACGACGACGGAAACAACGAUGACAAUGACGAUCAAGCAGCGUUAUUGCCAAGGCACAAGACGAGCGCAGGCGAUGGCGUAGACAGCAGCAUUGGGGAGCAAACGGUGGAGCCAAUUACGUGGUCACAGCUCGCAUACAACGGGUUCAUGUGGUGGGCUUCAGCCGGGGAGCAACACGCAUAUACGAGCGGAGAGCGCGACAGGGACCUGGACCUGCUGGGGGAUCUGUCCGACUAUGGGGAGGGGCUGCCCACGGCCAUUAUAGCCUAUUUCCACCGGUCGACGACGCAGCUCAUCAACGGCGUCAACAGCGUGAUUGAAGGGGCCGACGACGACGACAAUGGCAAUGAAGACGAGGAGGUGGUUGUGGUGGAUAAGGAGGACCUCAGCCGGAUGGGGCUAGACACGUGGAGCGAGGCGGAUAGGGCGUUCCUGAGCGAGUUUGUGUGGAUGUGGUUUGGGCGGAUCAUCGAGGUCCGGGGUACGAGCAUAGAUUGCUGUGGCGUGAGGAUUCCGGUUCCGUGA
Periconia digitata is the source of this 1755-nucleotide messenger RNA. The record is from the annotation of a GenBank genome assembly. NCBI's taxonomy places the organism in Eukaryota, Fungi, Ascomycota, Dothideomycetes, Pleosporales, Periconiaceae.